Messenger RNA from Rhipicephalus sanguineus (brown dog tick), 3432 nucleotides. Its product is annotated as eukaryotic translation initiation factor 4 gamma 2. Gene Ontology annotation, cellular component: eukaryotic translation initiation factor 4F complex. Bases 166 to 3012 code for a protein of 948 amino acids. The transcript is spliced from 9 exons. The record is from RefSeq and is a predicted model, not a curated record. Lineage: Eukaryota; Metazoa; Arthropoda; Arachnida; Ixodida; Ixodidae. Gene Ontology annotation, molecular function: mRNA binding; translation initiation factor activity; protein binding.
UGAAUGCGUGACGCAACUUUUUCCUCUGCGUCACUGAUCUGCAAGUGACGUCUCGCUAAGCGCCAAAGAGGCGCAAUCACACUGACAUUGCUGGCAUUGUCUCACCUCAGUCGCACAGCGGACUUUCGUAAAUCGUACUACACUCUACAGUGCGCGACGCACUACAUGGUGCAAAGGCCCUGCGAGCAGGAGCCCCAAAGGACCAGGCGAGCGGCGGCGAGGCGGUUUAGUGUGGCGCGGGCGUCCCCACCAGACGCAACAACGGAAGGGCCGCGAGGAGCGGGGGGCUCUUCAUCUCCGUGCAACAGGGACGGCACAGUAGCAGCGGCAGCGACUGUCUCCUCCCCGUGCGUGCACCGAUGGGUUCCCCCAAGCGUUGUCCGGCGAGAUGCCCCCCUCAACUCGGCCGACAAGAAUGACCUCGUCUUCCGGAAGGUGCGCGGCAUUCUCAACAAGCUCACGCCGGAAAAGUUCCACAAGCUCCGCAAGGAGCUGCUGCUCGUGGGCCUCGACUCGACACACAUCCUCAAAGGCGUCAUCCUGCUGAUCUUCGACAAGGCCUUGGAUGAGCCCAAGUACAGUUGCAUGUACGCGUCCCUUUGCCGGGAACUGUGCGACGAGUCACCAAACUUCGAGCCGCCCCCGAGCAGCAGCAGCAGCAGUCAGACCACCACCUUCCGCCGCCUGUUGCUGACCAAGUGCCAGGACGAGUUCGAGAACCGGCGGCGUGCCAACGAGGCCUUUGAGCGUCGAAAUGGGCCCCUCACGCCAGACGAGCAGGAGCAGCGGCUGGUGGCCAAGCACAAGAUGCUCGGCAACAUCAAGUUCAUUGGCGAGCUGGGCAAGCAGGGCCUGCUGCAGGAGUCCAUCCUGCACCAGUGCGUGCAGCAGCUGCUGGUCGCCUCGGCGCGCGUGCAGAGCGGCGGCGACUGGCAGGACCUGGAGUGCCUCUGCCAGAUCUUGGUCACGGUGGGCCGCCGGCUGGACACCCCCCGGGCCCGGCCCCUCAUGGACCAGUACUUCGAGCGCAUGCGCACACUCUCCCAGUCUCCCGAGCUGCCCGCGCGUAUCCGCUUCCUGCUGCGCGACGUCAUCGAGCUGCGUGGUAACCGCUGGAUACCACGUCGGGGCAAUGCCGAGCACGGGCCCCGCACGCUACAGCAGAUCCGUGAAGAGGCGUCGCGCGAUUUGGGCAUCUACUGCGGUGGCUCCCGGAUGAGCGGAGGACCGCGGGCCGCUUCCCUCGGCGGAGGCAUGGACGACGUGUUUGCCCCGCUCCCUAUGGCCAGUCUGGGCACGGGGCCCGGGGUCAUACCCUCGGGCGGAGACCGCUUCUUUCCCUCCUACCGCGCGGGCGCCUCCUCGGCACGCACGCCCCUGAACAGCUCUGGCGGAUUCCUGGGUGGUAGUGGUGGAGGCAACUUCUACAAUGGCCGUAACAGUCAGCCCCCACCGCAGCAGUUUGGACGUGGCCAAAGGGGUGGCGAGCACUUGCCUCCUCGCUUCCUCAAGAAGCAGAGCCCUGGCAGUGCAGACGAGAUCUCCCUGCGGCCAGCCCAAAACUCCAUUGUGCUCAAGCCCAAGACUCCGCUGAGCUUCUCAAAGACAAACACUGGCUCCACAGGAAGCACACCCCUGGGACCACACCCUCUCGCCAAACAAGCCAUGAAGGAGCCCCCUAUCGUGAUCAAGCAAGUGGUGCAAGACAAGAACCGUGCCAAUCGCAGUGCUCCUGAACGCGAGAAGGGGGCCACCCGUGAGGAGGUGAUAGCACGGGUGGAUGAACUCUUGGCUUCCUUGAAAUUGUCCAAUGGCACUGAGCAGCAGCAGCAAGGCACCACCACUACCAACAACACGACCAACAACAAUGGCACCACCACUCCUACCGGGGGCAGCGACAAUGGGCUGCCUGACGAGGCGAGCCGAUCUUUUGAGGCGCUGAAGAUACCCCGCAAGUUUCUCUCGGAGGCCCUGGCGCACGCCAUGUUGGCCACCCUGGACAAACCUCAGGCUGAGCUGCUACCCCAGAUGGCGUUAGCCUACAAGAAGGAUGGCGGAGCUGCCUACCUUGAAGCCCUGCAGGAGGUGUUUGGGCGCAUGUCUGCACUGGAGGCCGAAAUGCCGCUGGUGAAGAGCAUGGUGGCAGGGCAUGUGGCUCGUGGUGUGGCCAAGGGACUCAUCAGUCUCUCCGAUGUAGCGGGGGCACUGCCUCAGGGCCAGCACUACCCCCUGUUCCUUUUGGUGCUACAGCAGCUGGCCCGCACCCAAGGCCGACCCUGGCUCACCCAGGGGCUGGCGCAGGCCAAGGUUGAUCUGGAGUCACUGCUACCCGAGGGCAACCGUGGCCCCGAGCGUCUGGCAGAGGUAUUGGAAGACCGAGGCUUGGGCUUCCUGCUGCCUCGGCUGCAGGGUGACCUGUGGCGGCAGCUGAAGGCAGAUCCCAGCGCUACGGCGUUGUACCGAUGGAUACGCGACUCGGUCGACUCCCAGCAGCAGACACAACCGGCCUUUGUGCACGCCUUGGUAACCUGCCUGCUGCGGUAUAUCCUCGGCCAGACCACCAUGCCCCAGCUUCUCAACACCAACCAGGGCAGCAAUGACUCUACUGACAAUAAUGAGAGUGCCGUGCAGCAGCAGCAGCAGAAUGCAGCAGCUCCCGAGCGUGCCCAGCUGGACAAAGAGAGGGAGCUGCUGGAGCGGUACCAGGCCCUGCUACGAGCCUUCCUCGGUGAGCGGCCGGCUUUGCAGCUGGCCGCACUGUACGCUCUGCAGACCCUGUGGCACUCGCUAGGCUUCCCCAAGGGCAUGCUGCUGCGCUGGUUUGUGCUCCUGUAUGACCUGGAGAUCGUCGAAGAGGAGGCCUUCCUCAAGUGGAAGGAGGACGUCAACGAUGACUACCCUGGCAAAGGCAAGGCCCUCUUCCAGGUGAACCAGUGGCUAACCUGGCUGGAAGAGGCUGAGGAGGAGGAGGAAGAAGACGACGAAGACUGCUCGGAUGAAGGAGACAACUGACAUGCUGCCGGCAGGACCCAAUAAAAAAAAAAUCGAGAAAGAGGCGCGCAGAGCAAGACACUCUGCUCUCAAGAAAGACAACAGCGCAAAAAGAACCCUGCAUCUUCUGUUCUCAGCUCCCCCGCCUUUAUUUUUUUUUCCAUUGCGUGCCUUUCUGUUCCAGAUCUGCCAUUCUUUCCUACUCUCUACUCUCUCUCAAGCCCUUGCGCCUUUCUUAACAUCCUCGCAGGGCAGGAACAGUCACUUUUUUAAAAGAAAGGCAAGCAGUUGAGGCUGCAAGCUGAGCUUUUUUUUUUAACUGGAACAUAUUGUUUUGAUCUUAAAUCAAGCAAGGACUUCGCUAGUGGGGCCCCCACCUGUGCAUGUGGGGCAACCUUGCUACGAUUGGGAUAAAUAAAGCUUUCCUUUUUCUAUCUUGCA